Messenger RNA from Tachyglossus aculeatus (Australian echidna), 863 nucleotides. It is a transcript of the gene BAD, whose product is annotated as BCL2 associated agonist of cell death. Bases 162 to 632 code for a protein of 156 amino acids. The record is from RefSeq and is a predicted model, not a curated record. The transcript has 4 exons. Gene Ontology annotation, biological process: apoptotic process. NCBI's taxonomy places the organism in Eukaryota, Metazoa, Chordata, Mammalia, Monotremata, Tachyglossidae.
UCGAUCCCCCGGGCAACAGGGGCUGGGCUCCUGCCGGACCUUAGGACAGAGCCCAGGCUACUGGGGUUGCCCCCCACAUUGGGGGGGUCUCCCGGGGGUCCUGGGGGUCGCAGAGUUGCCGCCCCCGCGGCCGCCCGGACGAUGCCCUCCAGGCGCUGACCAUGUUUCAGAUUCCGGAGUUCGAGCCGAGCAGCGAGCGGGGGGACGUGUGCGCCCAAGGAGGUGACCCCGGCCGGGCCCCGGAGGGAGCGGGGGGCCGGGGGCGUCGCGACCAUCACACCUCCCCGGACUUAGGGUCGCGCCUCUCUGGACAGAGGCCACCACCCUUGGCCCGCCUCAGUGAAGGUCCCGGAGCGUGGGAGCCGUCCGACCGCCUCAGCCGGGCGCCCCUGGAUUCGGGGGCGGAGGAGCCGGGCCCGUUUCGGGGUCGCUCGCACUCAGCACCCCCCAUCCUCUGGGCCGCCCAGCACUACGGCCGGGAGCUCCGCAGGAUGAGCGACGAGUUCGACUGCACUUUCCAGGGUUUGCCGCGUCCGAAGAGCGCAUGCCCGGCGGGCUCCGCGCAGCGCCCCUCCGCCUGGACACGCGCGCUCCGCGCCUGGUGGACUAGCUCCUCCAGCCCUGCCCAGUAACCGCCGACGCCACACCCCGCCCCGCGUCGCUAUUGGCCGCCGCUCCCACCUUCCACCAAUCAGGGCCCACGCCGCCGCCGGCCAUCUUGAGUGCGGGCGGAAGUCCCCCUUCCGGGCGCCGUGUCUUCCGGCGCUCCCCUCGCGACAAACAUGGUCGCCGGAAGUGACGUCACCCGAAGGGGUCGCCCGAAGGGCUGGGGGCUGGGCCUGCGGCCUAACCAGGAAAUAAAG